Messenger RNA from Lolium rigidum, 1569 nucleotides. Its product is annotated as probable inorganic phosphate transporter 1-4. Bases 1 to 1569 code for a protein of 522 amino acids. Gene Ontology annotation, cellular component: membrane. Lineage: Eukaryota; Viridiplantae; Streptophyta; Magnoliopsida; Poales; Poaceae. Gene Ontology annotation, biological process: transmembrane transport. The record is from RefSeq and is a predicted model, not a curated record. Gene Ontology annotation, molecular function: transmembrane transporter activity. The transcript has 2 exons.
AUGCCAUGGCGGCAGCCGACACAGGCCCUCAUGGCCCGGAAGCAGCUCAAGGUGCUCCACGCCCUGGACGUGGCCACCACCCAGCUGUACCACUUCACCGCCAUCAUGAUCGCCGGCAUGGGCUUCUUCACUGACGCCUACGACCUCUUCUCUAUUUCCCUCGUCACCGACCUCCUCGGCCGCAUCUACUACGACGACGCAGUGCUCCCUGUCCCCGUCUCGGCCGCCAUUAACAGCGUCGCCCUCUGCGGCACGGUGCUGGGGCAGCUCUUCUUCGGUUGGCUUGGCGACAAGAUGGGCCGGCGGCACAUCUACGGCGUCACCUUGAAGCUCAUGGUCGUCUGUUCCAUCGCAUCUGGCCUUUCCUUCCACCACUCGCGUGCUAGUAUCGUGGCCACGCUUUGCCUCUUUCGUUUCUGGCUUGGUUUUGGCAUCGGCGGCGACUACCCACUUUCAGCGACCAUCAUGUCCGAGUACGCGAGCAAGAAGACUCGUGGCGCCUUCAUCGCGGCCGUCUUCGCCAUGCAGGGUUUGGGAAAUCUUGCUGCUGCGAUAGUCGCCAUAACCAUCUCACAGCUGUUCAAAAAAUAUGCACCGGGUUAUGAAAAUGACCCCCACUGGUACGCCGACUAUGUGUGGCGCAUCAUUCUGAUGUUAGGCGCCGUCCCUGCGAUCCUAACAUACUACUGGCGCAUGAGAAUGCCCGAAACGGCGCGCUUCACGGCGCUCAUCGCUAAGAACAUCAAGCAAGCCGCGUCAGACAUGACCCUGGUCCUGAACAUCGACAUAACCGCCGAAAACGGAGAAGCAGAUGCGUUGAUCAGGGAGCACGAGUUUGGUUUCUUCACCAUGGAGUUCCUCCGUCUCCACGGCCUACACCUCGUCAGCACCACCUUGUGUUGGUUUAUGCUUGACCUGUCAUUUUACCAGCUCAACCUGUUCAUGAAGGACAUAUGUGCCGACAUUGGCUGGAUUGGUAGCGGGAGCACGAUGACCCCGCUCGAACAGACGUACAAGAUCGCCCGGACGCAGGCUCUCAUCACCGUCGCUGGCACGCUACCAGGCUUCUUCUUUGCUAUCAAGUCCAUGGACAAUCUAGGCCGGGUCAAGAUGCAGCUGGUAGGGUUCACCAUGAUGAGUGUAUUCAUGCUUGGCCUUGCUAUCCCACAAGUGAUAUCUACAAGCAUAUGGUAUUCACACUAUGGGCACAUAUGCUUUGCCGUAAUGUACUCCGCCAUAAUGUUCUUCACAAACUUUGGCCCCAAUACCACCACCUUCAUCCUUCCGGCAGAGAUCUUCCCAGCACGUAUGAGAUCGACAUGCCAUGGCAUCGCCGGUGCUGGCGGAAAGGGUGGUGCGAUCAUCGGCGUGCUUUGGUUCCUAUAUGCCAAAAGGUCUCUCUCAACUACACUCUUCAUGCUAGUUGGUUGCAAUAUAGUUGGUCUGGUGUUCACAUUCACCCUACCAGAAACCAAAUGGAGGUCCCUUGAAGAAGUCACUGGCGAGAGAGAGAAUGAUAAGGAUCAGAGUGGAGUUUCCCUUGUUCGAACACCUCUUUUUUCCGUGUAG